This is a messenger RNA of Argentina anserina (silverweed cinquefoil), 1448 nucleotides long. RefSeq lists its product as uncharacterized. The coding region runs from base 96 to 1148 and encodes 350 amino acids. Gene Ontology annotation, cellular component: kinetochore; Mis6-Sim4 complex. The record is from RefSeq and is a predicted model, not a curated record. NCBI's taxonomy places the organism in Eukaryota, Viridiplantae, Streptophyta, Magnoliopsida, Rosales, Rosaceae. The transcript has 13 exons.
CCUAAUUUCCUAAUUGUCUACCCAAAUUCAAAAACACAAAGCCCUAAUUUUGAUUCGGAGCUCUUUCCUCUCUGCUCUCUCCGAGCAAAUCACCAAUGGAUUACAGCGACACCGACGAUUCUCUGCGCCGGAGGUCCAGAAAAAUCGCUAUUCUCGGCGAAUCGGCUCGCAGGCAAUUUGAAUCGCCAAGUGGACGUUCUUCUGGAUAUAUGGGAGAAUUGAACUAUAUGCAGGAGGAUGAUAUUCGGCUAGAGGCGACACGAUCUAGAUUGUCAAAUGUCUUCAAGAGGCAUGGUGAUUUAACGGAGCGGAUGUCUAGGGAUUCUGACAAGACAAUUUAUGAGCGUCUACAUAAGGAUUUUGAAGCUGCACGUGCUUUACAAACUCAAGAGAUCUAUUUAGAUGGUGAACAAUGGAAUGAUGGACUGUUAGCCACAAUAAGAGAACGGGUUCACAUGGAGGUAGAAAGAAAGGCAAUGGCAAGAGAUGUAAGCAUGUUGCAGAGUCUUCAAUUUCAAGAGAGAAUUACCUACAAAGUUGGGGAUAAGGUGAUAUGUUGUUUGGAAGGGGCAAGAAUUGGUAUAUUGUAUGAGACAUCCUAUGCAGGAGAACCUUGUGAUAUAUACCAUUUAGUACUUGAGAGCAAGUCAUUUCUAGAGAAGAUGACUGUCAUUGAACACACAAUUCCAUUUUUUUUGCCACUAAGAGAAGCAGAAAAUGAUCUUCUGUCCUCCAAUGCUAUGAAAUUUAUAGAUUAUGUUGGAGAGCUUUUGCAGGCUUAUGUGGACAGAAAGGAACAGGUUCGGCUUGUCAAGGAGUUAUAUGGGAACCAGAUUAAAGAACUUCAUUGUAGCAUGACCUACCAUUUGAUUUUGUUUGCCAUCGCUGAUUUUGGCUGCAAGGUGAUUGUGAAGCUUAAAUAUGCAGAUCUUGUUUCAGUACUUCCAACUAAUGUUAGUGUGGUAGCCUGGCCGAUUCAAAUCCGGAGAUUCAGUCUAAAUACAUCAACCAUGAAUACACUAGAAGGCCCAACUUGUCUCCUUUAUGCGGAGGAUGCCUUGAGAACAAUGAGCUUACCGGAAGCAUAUGCGGAGAUCGUAUUAAAUUUGCCACAAGCUCUUCGGGAAGUGCAGGAGGAAUCCCCUUGAUAUCACACCUGUGUUUGGAUCUUGAUUUGUACAAAGCCAUAGCAACAAUUGGUUCCGUGAAAAUGAUAGCUCUAGCUGUUUAGUUACAGGCUUAAAUCAGUAUGACUUUUCGUCUUCUUGUUUCAUCUCAUCAUUGUAUAUAUGAGACCACCUGCUUAUAAUGUCCUUGAACUAUCUAUCUCAGGAGGAGUCUGGUGUAUCUAAUUUACUUCUUGCACCCAGAAUACACUAUUGUAUAUAUAUUCCUCCCCUGAUACCUCCAACUUGGUAUUCAUUUGUGGAAUUAGAGUAUAAGAAGUG